Messenger RNA from Sugiyamaella lignohabitans, 1749 nucleotides. RefSeq lists its product as uncharacterized. NCBI's taxonomy places the organism in Eukaryota, Fungi, Ascomycota, Dipodascomycetes, Dipodascales, Trichomonascaceae. The coding region runs from base 1 to 1749 and encodes 582 amino acids. The record is from RefSeq and is a predicted model, not a curated record. Gene Ontology annotation, cellular component: membrane. The transcript has a single exon. Gene Ontology annotation, molecular function: transmembrane transporter activity. Gene Ontology annotation, biological process: transmembrane transport.
AUGGCUAACUUGGCAAGUUAUAAUGAGAAGCGGACGUUAGUCGAGGUCAUCGGUGAGACCAUUGCGCCAAUCCAUAGCGCUCGCUCUGAAGAAGGGGCUGCCAUUAAUGAGAAUCUUCGAAAUGAAGCUCAAUUGGUUAGCUCUAAAGAUAAUGUAAUCACAGAAGAUGGUGAGAUUGUUCUUGGUCAGUCUUCUCUUAAUGACGAAGAGCUGAAAAAGAAUAUCUUCCAAGAUCCUGAAAUUGCUGACUAUUACCGCAAGUUAUAUGCCAAUUCACAAUAUGAAGGAAGACACCAUUUUGACCCUGAGUUGGAAUGGACUGCAAAAGAAGAAAAGGCCAUUCUAUGGAAGCUAGAAUGGCGUGUUACGCUAUGGGCUUGUAUUAUGUUUAUUGGUCUGCAAAUUGAUAGAGGUAAUCUUGUCCAGGCUACUUCUGAUAAUAUGCUUAAAGACUUGAAUCUUACAACCAAUCAGUACAAUUAUGGAAAUACUAUCUUCUAUGUUUGUUUCUUGAGUGCCGAACUGCCAUCUCAAUUGGUGUCAAAGAUGCUUGGUCCUGAUAGAUUUAUUCCUCUACAAAUGGUCCUAUGGUCAAUUGUUGCCAUGUCUCAAGCUGCUUUAAAGGGAAAGAACAGUUUCUACGCUACCAGAGCUUUAUUGGGAAUUCUAGAAGGUGGUUUUAUUCCUGAUAUUGUUCUGUGGCUUUCUUUCUUUUACACCAGUAAGGAGCUUCCCAUUAGACUGUCGUUCUUCUGGACUGCACUUUCUGUUACUACCAUUAUCACAUCCAUCAUGGCUUAUGGAUUGCUUCGUUUAAGAGGUGUUUGUGGAAUGCCUGGUUGGGCCUGGCUCUUCCUUAUUGAAGGUUUGAUCACUCUAUUGAUUGGCCUCGCUUCAUUUUUCAUGAUGCCUGCUUCUGCUGUUCAGACCAAGACUUGGUUUAGAAAGAAGGGUUGGUUCACUGAGAGAGAAGAGAAGAUUGUUGUCAACAGAGUUCUUAGAGAUGAUCCUAGUAAAGGUGAUAUGCACAACCGUCAAGCCAUUACUCCUAAGCUUCUAUGGGAGAGUUUGAAGGAUUACGAUUUGUUCCCUAUUUAUAUGCUUGGUUUGAUUGCUUAUAUUCCUGCCACUCCUCAAUCUUUCUACAUCAGUUUGAUGCUUAAGAGUCUUGGUUUCAGCACUUUCAACACCAAUCUUCUCGCAAUACCUUACAAUGUCAUUCAUAUCAUUAUGCUUCUUCUUGUUACCAAGGCAAGUGAUAUUUUCAAUGAUAAAUUCCUGGUGGCUGUUGCUCAACCAUUGUGGCUCUUACCACUCCUUGUUGCAAUGAGAUGGUGGCCUGGAGCUCAGCAAGAUGCAUGGGCAACCUGGGCAAUUGUCACUUUGCUUUUGGGUUAUCCAUAUAUCCAUGCUAUUUUGGUGGCUCUUUGUUCGAGAAACUCCAACACUGUUAGAACCAGAUCUGUUAGUGCUGCUACUUACAAUAUGUUUGUGCAGGCCGGUAACAUUAUUUCAUCGAACAUUUACAGAACUGAUGACGCUCCAUUAUAUAAGAGAGGUAAUAUGCAACUUUUCUGGAUUAAUAUCGGCGUCCUCGGUCUACUGUUAUUCAGUAAAGCAUAUUACAUGUGGAGGAAUCAUAGCAGGGAAAAGAUUUGGAGUAAGAUGACCAAAGAGGAAAAGUUUAACUACUUGGCCACUACAACCGACAAAGGAAAUAAACGAUUGGAUUUCCGAUUUGCUCAUUAG